AUGGCUCUAGAGAAGGUUAAGGAGCUCUUUCCAGAGGCUGAAGUUGACAGGCGCCUUGUCUCAGGCUUGCUUUGUGGCUCAGCGGCUGCCCUUCUGAUGUUCAAAUGGAUGAAUCAGAUACGGGUCCAGAAGAAACUUGAUGAAUUCAAGACCAAGCGAGAACAUGGGUUUCAGCGAAUGGAGAAGGCAGCAAAGCAGUUUAAACAGCAGAACCCAGGAAUAAAGGCUGCUCCAAUCCUAUCUCUUUCUCUUGUGGAACUAACUGCAAAGUUAAAAGAUGGCUCCUUGUCUCCAGAAAGUGUUCUAUACAGCUACAUGGAAAAGGCUUUAGCAGUAACCCGGGAGAUCAACUGCGUGACCGACUUUCUCCCAGAGUGUGAAGAGCAGCUCCGAGAAAUUAAAAACACAGAGAAAGGAUUACUGUAUGGGGUCCCUGUCAGCAUCAAGGAAAACGUUGCUUGCAAGGGAUACCCCAAUUCACUUGGCUUGGUGAAAUUUCUGGACUCUCCUGAGCGCGAUGACUCUGUAAUUGUCAAAGUUCUUAAGAAACAAGGGGCAAUUCCAUUUGUAAAGACCAACACAUCACAAGCCAUAUUAAACAUUGACUGUGGCAAUACAGUCUUUGGACAAACCUUGAACCCUUUCAACCACAAGAAAAGUUCUGGAGGCUCCAGUGGAGGGGAAGCUGCUCUUAUUGGAGGGGGAGGAUCCGUGCUUGGCAUUGGGACAGAUGUGGCUGCAAGUAUUCGGGUGCCAUGUGGCUUUUGUGGGAUCUGUGGAUUCAAACCAACUGGCUAUAGGGUGAGUGUCAAAGGUGUUACUACUCCUGUAGCUGGAAUGAACUCAGUCAUCUCUGUGACAGGACCAAUGGCAAAAGAUGUGGAUAGCCUGGUUUUGUGCAUGAAAGCCCUACUGUGUGAUGAGAUGUUUUGUCUGGAUCCAGCUGUGCCCCCACUUCCCUUUAAUGACAAGAUUUACUUGAAUACCUGCCCCCUUAGGAUUGGAUUCUACGAUGGAGACGGUUAUUUCGAGCCAUCUCCCAGCAUGAGAAGAGCUGUACAGGAAACCAAAAAGCUGCUACAGGAGGCAGGGCAUACUCUGAUACCAUUCACUCCACCUCGCAUUGAUUUUUUGGUGGAUGAACUGUUUACCAAAGGCCUCUAUGCUGAUGGAAGUUCCACAUUAUUGGAAAAAUUUGAUGGUGAAUUUGUGGAUUCCACUUGGACAAACCAGAUUCGUUGUUACAGAAUGCCAGACCUGCUGAAGAGACUCCUGGCUCUCCUUUUAAUGCCUUUGUUCCCACGAAUCUCCAGACAUCUGCGUGCCCUCCUUGGAGUUGGGUCAGUCAAAAAACUCUGGAAGAACAAUGUGGAUCGAAUGGCUUACUGUGAUGAAUUCAUUGCAGAAUGGAGAAAGUUGAAGCUGGAUGUUGUGCUUUGUCCUGCUUUGGGCCCAGCCUUUAAUCUAGGAUACGCUGGCAAACUAUUUGUGGCUACUACUUAUACCCAUCUAUAUAAUGUCUUGAAUUUUCCUGCUGGGGUUGUACCAGUCACAACGGUUACACAAAAAGAUGAAGAAGAGCUGAAGCAUUACAAAGGGCACUAUGGAGACUUCUGGGAUACGAGAAUGAAGGAGGCUGUGAAACAUGCUGUGGGGCUCCCUGUAGCAGUUCAGUGUGUGGCCUUGCCAUGGCAAGAAGAAUUGUGUCUUCGGUUCAUGAAAGAAGUGGAGAGAGUUUCCCAUGGGAGAUGGGGAAAGAGAAAAAUAUGAUCCUGUCAGAAAGAAGCCUGCAAGGAACAUUGACCUUUCUAAAUAAACUUUAUUAUUGACUUAUGCAGUUUAUUGCUGGGUUAGCUCAGUUUUCACCAAUGUU
Molecule: messenger RNA, 1873 nt
Organism: Notechis scutatus (mainland tiger snake)
Lineage: Eukaryota; Metazoa; Chordata; Lepidosauria; Squamata; Elapidae
Product: vitamin D3 hydroxylase-associated protein-like
Biological process (GO): fatty acid catabolic process
Molecular function (GO): amidase activity; fatty acid amide hydrolase activity
Source: RefSeq, a predicted model, not a curated record